Messenger RNA from Trichoderma asperellum CBS 433.97, 1725 nucleotides. RefSeq lists its product as uncharacterized. Lineage: Eukaryota; Fungi; Ascomycota; Sordariomycetes; Hypocreales; Hypocreaceae. The record is from RefSeq and is a predicted model, not a curated record.
AUGACUACCGACACGAGAUGGAAGGGGCUUGCGCGCGCCAAACAGCAGGCUAUCCUCGACGCAAUCCCAGCCAAAUGGAGAAUUCAAGAACCCAUACCGCCUGCUGCCGAUCUGCGAGACUGUACAGGAACCUACAUCCAGCAGUUCUUGACUCCGCGGGAAAUCGAGAUGACUGAGUCGGAUGCUGUGUCCAUCACGCAGCAUACCACUGUGGGCUUAUGGAGCGCAGUAGACGUGACCGAGGCUUUCUGUCACAGAGCCGCGAUUGCCCACCAGCUAGUAAACUGCCUCCAUGAGAUAUUCUUUGACGAGGCUAUUGCCGCAGCGGGCGUGCUUGACCAGUAUUUUGCGCAGCACAAGAAGCCUGUCGGUCCCUUGCAUGGACUCCCAGUGAGUCUGAAGGACCAGUUCCACGUCAGAGGAGUCGAAACGACAAUGGGCUAUGUCGGAUGGAUCGACACUUUCGAGGGCGUCAAAGGCGAUGCGCGUGCACGCACCUUUGAGAGCGAACUCGUCAAGGAGCUGCGCAAUCUCGGGGCGGUACUCUUCUGCAAGACCAGCGUGCCUACGACGCUCAUGGCCGGCGAAACCGCCAACAACAUCAUCGGCUACACGUGGAAUCCCAAAAACCGCCAUCUAUCCAGCGGGGGCAGCUCCGGCGGCGAAGGCGCGCUGAUUGCGCUUCGAGGAUCGCCUGCUGGCUUUGGCACAGAUAUAGGAGGCAGCAUUCGUGUCCCGGCCGCUUUCAAUGGCAUCUUUGGUCUGCGGCCAUCCUCGGGACGGCUACCAUAUGAAGGUGUGGCAAACUCCAUGGAUGGCCAGAACAUUAUCCUGUCUGUUGUUGGGCCUAUGGCCACGAGUGCUCGUUCUCUAAAGUUACUUACCAAGGCCGUUUUGACGCAAAGCCCGUGGAAGUACGAUCCGCUGGUUCAUGAGCUGCCAUGGCGGAGCUCGGCCGAGAGGACUGUUCAGGAACUCAUCGACGGAGACCCUUGUGCACUCACUUUUGGGGUUAUGCAUCAUGAUGAUAUUGUACUGCCCCAGCCGCCGGUUAGAAGGGCCAUGCACUUAAUUGAGCGUGUGCUAAGGCGACGAGGCCAUCAGAUUGUCAAUUGGCGUCCGCCACCUCACGAUAUCUGCCUUGCUAUUGCGAGACAAACUUUCCAGUCAGAUGGAGGGGAAGAUGUACAGGCUCAUCUUGAUCUCUCAGGCGAGCCACCAUUGCCACAGUGUCUCAUCUCAAAGUCAGACAGCUUAAACGCCCGGCAAAUAGCAGCACUCAACGUCCGGAAGCGUCAAUGCCAAAAGUCCCAUCUUGAUUACUGGAACUCGACUUCCAAACUGACUUCAAGCGGACGCCCGGUCGAUGCCAUCAUAUGUCCCACCGCACCUCACGCAGCCGUCGUUCCAGGACAGUUCCGCUACAUCGGAUACACCAGCUUUGUGAAUACUCUUGACCUUACUAGUGUGGUGAUACCCGCCACGUAUGCCAGCAAGUUGCUGGACCGACCUGAGCCUCGGGACCCUGCAAGCUUCAUGAGUCACGAGGAUAUGGAGAUACAUUCUGAUUACGACCCUUUGAUUUAUGAUGGUGCACCAGUGGGAGUUCAAUUGAUUGGCCGCCGUUUAGAAGAGGAGAAGAUUCUUUGUCUCGCAGAGUAUAUUCAAGCAUUCUGUGUUGAGCCAUUCAUGUCUGCUGAGAAAACACAGGUUUGGGGUUGCUAG